UGUCCAAGCUCCGCCAGGACAGAUGACAGAAGCCGAAAGGCCGAUGCCAUCAUUGGCACCAGCCCAGUCUAAAACUAUAGCGCUCAGUCAGUCGGUUGGUAGAAAUUCCAGUGUAUCUGGACUUAGUGGUGUUAAUCCGCAGAUAAUUAGGAUACAGCCAGUAACAGGGACUGAAGAGCAACUUUUCCUCCAUAGCCACUCUGAGUCUGCAGUUCAGUUGCCUAUGCAGAGACCUUUACCACCUCACGGAUCGGCGACUGUGAACAAGAUCCCCAAGCGUAAGAUGCUAAAUGGACAGAGAACUACAAGUGCCACAGUAUCAGCUGCAAGGCCUCCAAAUAUUACCGUGGUUGCAGCCAAUUCAACAAAUACUCUGGUAUCUUGCCUCGAAAAAAACCAAAAAGCUGAUAAGCUAAAAAAAUCUUUGAAAGUGAAAACUCGUUCUGGACGGAUUUCACGGCCUCCAAAAUAUAAAGCUAAAGAUUAUAAAUUCAUUAAAAUGGAGGRUUUGGCUGAUGGUCAUCAGUCUGAYUCUGAUGACUACUCUGAGCUGAGCAUUGAAGAUGAUGAAGAAGGGAAGGUGAAGGGAAAGGAUGCGUUAUUCAGUUCUUCAAAUUAUAAUCUAAAACCCAAAAUGUUUAAAUGUCAGACUUGCGAAAAAUCCUAUAUAGGAAAAGGAGGAUUAGCAAGACAUUAUAAACUUAAUCCAGGUCAUGGACAGCAGGAGUCUUCACCUCAAGAAAUACCUUUAAAUAAAGCUAAUGGAAGUAUAUUUGUGGACAGUGCUUGUGGGACAGGAGAGGAAACGAGAAGUCCGGCACACUUGGAUUCUGCUGCUGUCAUUUUAAAUAAUGAAAAUGCGCUAGCUGUCGGCUUGGAAGAAGUGGUUGCCUCACAGACUGGAGAACAGACUUGCAAGUCUGCAGAAGGCAAAUGCUUGUUGGCAGAGCAGCCAAAGGAGAGCCAUUCAGGACACCGGGCACCUGUAACACCAAAAGGACCUGGAAGACCCAGGCGGCCCAAGAGAAGAGGUCGACCAAGGAUGGGUGGGAGAUCCAGGCGUUCUGGAAGGCUCAGCAGACCUGCUCAGUCACCCUCAAAGUCCCUCAGUAGUGCGUCAGCAGAGCACAGCGUAUUCAGAAGGAAAGCUAAGUUGAAAGAGCUAAUACAACAAUGUGAUAAUGAAGACUUAAUGGAGCUGGCUCUCCCACGUCUUACAAAGCUUGUAACAGUAUAUGAAUUCCUGUUGAUGAAGGUUGAAAAAGGGCAUCCAGCCAAAGCUUACUUCCCAGACGUGUAUAGAGAAUUUGAAGAGUUGCAUAAUAUGGUAAAGAAAAUGGCCUAUGAUUACCUUAGUAAUUCUGAUUUGUUGAGUUGCCAGGAGCCUGUUGAAAUAAAAGAUCUGAAGGUUGCUGAAUCACUAGGACUUACAGAAAUACUCACUGGAGGACAAAAGAUGCAAGGUGUAGACUCUUGUUCACAACAUACAAUUAAAAUGGUUAGUGAACAAGUGCCUGUGGAGAUACUGGGACAAAAACGGUUAGCUGAGAGCUCAGGGGAGGAACUGUUGCCAUCAGCCAAAAGGACCAAGGUAGAAGACGUAAUGGAGAAUAUGAAUAAUGCUUAUGCCAGUCAAGAUGAAGUGAAGGCAAAGAGUGGGAAUUUGUGUACACUGUUUGAAAAAGAUGGUUUUCGUCCCUUAAAUGGGGAAAUCUUGCUCUCAGAAGUGAGAGAGCUCCUCUGCUGCUCCACUGGAAGCACAUUACCCACAGCAGAGGAGCAUAACUCCCCUGUUGACACAGAAGCUGGAGUCCGUGAGGAACCUCCCGGCACCUUCGCUCRGAUGCUGGCAGCGAGCGAGGAGCGUUCCCAGCCGCUGGCUGUCCGGGGAGCSGGUGCCGCGGGAGCCGUGUCCGUGCUGAGCAGCGAGGCGGUGCCGCCCGCACAGGCGCCCGGCUCCCCCGGGGCUGCUCAGGCCCAUCUUGCGAGCGAGGAUCACAAGUUCCCGGCACGUGGGCUGGCAGCUCCCCACCACGGCAGCUCCGCAGCGCGGGGUGCAGUGGGCACGCAGAGUGCUGGCGCGCCAGGGGGAGAGGAGAACAGCAGGUACCAGCAGCUGCAAGAAGAAAACCACAGCUUGGCAAUUAAAGAACAGCCCGAACCGCUUCACGGUGCUGGUAUCACUGAGAUGCAGCAACUGGAAAAAGUCUUUGCAACAAAUGUAGUGCCAAUAAGCCACAGUGCUCGGGCGCCUGUCCAGGAGGCCUCCUCGUCUGCUCGCGUGAGCUGUGAAAGCCCUGGUGAAAACGUGUGUGAAUUCCCCUGUGGGCCAGGGGAAGCCCRGGAGCUGGAGAACGCAGCAGUUACUGUAGGUGAAACUGUAGCUUUUGAGAUCACUGAUGAGAGCCAUGAUUUUUUGUCUCAGGGACAUGAACAGAUUUUUAUUCAAACCACAGACGGACUUAUAUUACCGCACCCAGAUCCUGCUGUUUUGUCUCAGGCAGAAGACAUUGUUAUUGUGACUGAUUCUAAUGGGACUACGAUGCACAUUCACACACCUCAUGGGAUACCUUUGGAAACUGUGGAAGCACUACUGGCAAUAGAAGCACACAGCCAAAGUGAAGAAAUUCUGAUCUCUCAAAGUGAAUUGGAGCCAUAAAUUAGUAAACUGUGUAUGCUUUCCUCUGGAAAAAGGCUGGCUAUAUAAAAUGUAUAUUUUUCUAAUGUGAAUACUGAAAUAAUUGAAAUUUAACUUAUUUGUAAAUUGUUUCUAUGCCCUGUACUUUUUAUAACUUAUGUUUAUAUAAAUUUAGCAGCAUUGCAACCAAAAAUUAUAGACAUAACAAGAUUCUAUUUGCUUUUCUAUGUGUUGGGGGUCGGGGAAGAUGGAAAUCUGUCAACCUCAAAACUGUUGCACUAUAUCCUUUUGUUACAUAGUCCCUUUUCUCGUUAGCCAUCCAAAAUGCAGUAAACUGUACUGC
Nothoprocta perdicaria is the source of this 2981-nucleotide messenger RNA. It is a transcript of the gene ZNF839, whose product is annotated as zinc finger protein 839. The record is from RefSeq and is a predicted model, not a curated record. The transcript has 7 exons. The coding region runs from base 23 to 2659 and encodes 878 amino acids. NCBI's taxonomy places the organism in Eukaryota, Metazoa, Chordata, Aves, Tinamiformes, Tinamidae.